GCCAGGCACUGGAGCCACAUUGCCCCUGAGUCUGCGCCCUUGUGCUUAGCACCGGGGCCUGCCUGCCUGCCUGCCAGCAGACCUUGUUGCACCCUGUGCCAGGAGAGCCUCAUCAGCCUCUUGGCUGUGCCCCGCCUGCUGCUCUCACCCCUGUGCUGACCGGCCAGCUCCCAGCAGCCAUGGUGGCUGGCAUGCUCAUGCCGCUGGACCAGCUUCGAGCCAUUUAUGAGGUGCUCUUUCGUGAGGGGGUGAUGGUGGCCAAGAAGGACCGGAGGCCCCGCACCCUGCAUCCCCACGUGCCUGGCGUCACCAACCUGCAGGUCAUACGUGCCAUGGCCUCCCUGCGGGCUCGAGGCCUGGUGCGGGAGACCUUCGCCUGGCGCCACUUCUACUGGUAUCUGACCAACGAGGGCAUCGCCCACUUACGCCAGUACCUGCACCUGCCACCUGAGAUCGUGCCUGCCUCUCUACAGCGCGUGCGCCGCCCCGUCGCCAUGGUGAUGCCUGCACGUCGCUCCCCCAAUGUGCAAGCCGUUCAGGGUCCCCUGGGCUGCCCGCCUAAGCGGGGGCCUCUGCUGGCUGAUGACCCCACCCGUGAGGAGCGGCGUGUCUACCGCCGGAAGGAACCUGAGGAGGGGGUACCUGAAACCCCUUUGGUGCCUGCCACCACCCUGGGGACCCUGGCCAGUCCAGGCCCGGAGCCUGCCCCAGCCACAGAUGAGCGGGACCGUGUGCAGAAGAAAACCUUCACCAAGUGGGUCAACAAGCACCUCAUCAAGCACUGGAGGGCAGAGGCCCAGCGACACAUCAGUGACCUGUAUGAGGACCUCCGCGAUGGCCACAACCUCAUCUCACUGCUGGAGGUCCUCUCGGGGGACAGUCUGCCCCGGGAGAAGGGGAGGAUGCGCUUCCACAAGCUGCAGAAUGUCCAGAUUGCCCUGGACUACCUCCGGCACCGCCAGGUGAAGUUGGUGAAUAUCAGGAAUGAUGACAUUGCAGACGGCAACCCCAAGCUGACCCUCGGUCUGAUCUGGACCAUCAUCUUACACUUCCAGAUCUCAGACAUCCAGGUAACCGGGCAGUCAGAGGACAUGACAGCCAAGGAGAAGCUGCUACUGUGGUCACAGCGCAUGGUAGAGGGCUACCAGGGCCUACGUUGCGACAACUUCACCACCAGCUGGCGUGACGGCCGCCUCUUCAAUGCUAUCAUCCACCGGCACAAGCCCAUGCUUAUUGAUAUGAAUAAGGUGUAUCGUCAGACCAACCUGGAAAAUCUGGACCAGGCCUUCUCUGUGGCAGAGCGGGACCUGGGAGUGACCCGGCUCUUGGACCCUGAGGAUGUGGACGUCCCUCAGCCCGACGAGAAGUCCAUCAUCACCUACGUCUCGUCCUUGUACGAUGCCAUGCCCCGAGUGCCCGGCGCGCAGGAUGGGGUGAGGGCCAAUGAGCUGCAGCUUCGCUGGCAGGAAUACCGCGAGCUCUUGCUCCUGCUGCUGCAAUGGAUCCGGCAUCACACUGCUGCCUUUGAGGAGCGCAAAUUCCCCUCCAGCUUUGAGGAGAUUGAGAUCCUCUGGUGCCAGUUCUUGAAGUUUAAGGAGACAGAGCUUCCAGCCAAGGAGGCAGACAAGAACAGGUCCAAGGGUAUCUACCAGUCUCUGGAGAGCGCGGUGCAAGCAGGCCAGCUCAAGGUGCCCCCCGGCUACCACCCACUAGAUGUGGAGAAGGAGUGGGGCAAGCUGCACGUGGCUAUCCUGGAGCGGGAGAAGCAGCUCCGGAGCGAGUUCGAGAGGCUGGAGUGUCUUCAGCGCAUCGUGAGCAAAUUGCAGAUGGAGGCUGGGCUGUGUGAAGAGCAGCUGAACCAGGCUGACACCCUGCUGCAGUCGGAUAUCCGGUUGCUGGCCUCAGGCAAGGUUCCGCAGCGGGCUGGGGAGGUGGAGCGAGACCUGGACAAGGCAGAUGGCAUGAUCCGGGUGCUGUUUAAUGAUGUACAGACCCUCAAGGAUGGGCGCCACCCGCAGGGCGAGCAGAUGUACCGCAGGGUGUACCGACUGCACGAGCGCCUGGUAGCCAUUCGCACAGAGUACAACCUCCGUCUGAAGGCGGGUGUGGCUGCCCCCGUGACCCAGGUGACCCUGCAAAGCAUGCAGAGGCGCCCUGAGCUAGAGGACUCUACCCUACGCUACCUGCAGGACCUGCUGGCCUGGGUAGAGGAGAACCAGCGCCGUGUGGACAGUGCCGAAUGGGGCGUGGACUUGCCCAGUGUGGAGGCGCAGCUGGGCAGCCACAGAGGCCUGCACCAGUCCAUCGAAGAGUUCCGGGCCAAGAUCGAGCGGGCACGGAGUGAUGAGGGCCAGCUCUCUCCUGCCACCCGGGGUGCCUACCGUGACUGCUUAGGCCGACUGGACCUACAAUAUGCAAAGCUGCUGAACUCCUCCAAGGCCCGCCUGCGGGCCCUGGAGAACCUGCACAGUUUUGUGGCAGCUGCCACCAAGGAACUGAUGUGGCUGAACGAGAAGGAGGAGGAGGAGGUGGGCUUUGACUGGAGUGACCGCAACGCCAACAUGGCUGCCAAGAAGGAGAGCUACUCGGCCCUGAUGCGGGAGCUGGAGCUGAAGGAAAAGAAAAUCAAGGAAAUCCAGAACACCGGGGAUCGGCUCCUGCGGGACGAUCACCCUGCCCGGCCCACAGUGGAGUCCUUCCAGGCGGCCCUGCAGACCCAGUGGAGCUGGAUGCUGCAGCUGUGUUGCUGCAUCGAGGCACACCUGAAGGAGAACACCGCGUACUUCCAGUUCUUUUCAGAUGUGCGGGAGGCUGAAGAGCAGUUGCAGAAACUGCAGGAGACAUUGCGCAGGAAGUACACCUGUGACCGCUCCAUCACUGUUACCCGACUUGAGGACCUGCUGCAGGAUGCCCAGGAUGAGAAGGAGCAGCUGAAUGAGCACAAGGGACACCUCUCAGGCUUGGCCAAGCGGGCCAAGGCCAUCGUGCAGCUGAAGCCCCGCAAUCCGGCCUAUCCUGUACGGGGCCACGUGCACCUGCUAGCUGUGUGUGACUACAAGCAGGUGGAGGUUACCGUGCACAAGGGUGACCAGUGCCAGCUGAUGGGCCCUGCACAGCCAUCCCACUGGAAGGUGCUCAGCAACUCUGGCAGUGAGGCUGCCGUGCCUUCCGUGUGCUUCCUUGUGCCCCCGCCCAACCAGGAGGCCCAGGAGGCCAUCACCAGACUGGAGGCCCAGCACCAGGCCUUGCUUGCACUGUGGCAUCAGCUGCAUGUGGACAUGAAGAGCCUUCUGGCAUGGCAGAGCUUCAGCCGUGAUGUGCAGCUCAUCCGCUCCUGGUCCUUGGUCACGUUUCGCACGCUGAAGCCGGAGGAGCAGCGUCAAGCCCUGCGCAGCCUGGAGCUGCACUACCAGGCUUUCCUGCGAGACAGCCAGGACGCAGGCGGCUUCGGGCCGGAGGACCGGCUGGCAGCAGAGCGCGAGUACAGCUCCUGCAGCCGCCAUUACCAGCAGCUGCUGCAGAGCCUAGAGCAAGGUGAACAGGAGGAGUCUCGCUGUCAGCGCUGCAUCUCUGAGCUCAAGGACAUCCGGUUGCAGCUGGAAGCCUGUGAGACUCGUACGGUGCACCGUCUGCGGCUGCCGCUGGACAAAGAGCCUGCAAAGGAGUGUGCCCAGCGCAUCGCUGAGCAGCAGAAAGCGCAGGCCGAGGUGGAGGGGCUGGGCAAGGGGGUUGCCCGGCUCUCUGCCGAGGCCGAGAAGGUUCUGGCCCUGCCUGAACCGUCACCUGCUGCCCCCACUCUGCGCUCUGAGCUGGAACUGACCCUGGGCAAGCUGGAGCAGGUCCGCAGCCUGUCUGCCAUCUACCUGGAGAAACUGAAGACCAUCAGUCUGGUGAUCCGCAGCACUCAUGGUGCCGAGGAGGUGCUCAGGGCUCACGAGGAGCAGCUCAAGGAUGCCCAGGCUGUGCCUGCCACCCUCCCAGAACUUGAGGCCACCAAGGCCUCACUAAAGAAGCUGCGGGCCCAGGCAGAGGCACAGCAGCCCAUAUUCGACACCCUGAGGGAUGAGCUGCGGGGGGCACAGGAGGUAGGCGAGAGGCUGCAGCAACGGCACGGCGAGCGCGACGUGGAGGUGGAGCGCUGGCGAGAGCGGGUCACCCAACUGCUGGAGCGCUGGCAGGCCGUUUUGGCUCAGGCUGAUGUGCGGCACCGUGAGCUCGAGCAGUUGGGCCGCCAGCUGCGUUACUACCGUGAAAGCGCGGACCCGCUGAGCAUCUGGCUGCAGGACGCCAAGCAGCGGCAGGAGCAGAUCCAGGCUGUGCCGAUGGCCAACAGCCAGGACGCGCGGGAGCAACUGCGGCAGGAGAAGGCCCUGUUGGAGGAGAUCGAGCGCUACGGCGAGAAGGUUGAGGAGUGCCAGAAGUUCGCAAAACAGUACAUCAAUGCCAUCAAGGACUACGAGCUGCAGCUAGUCACUUACAAGGCACAGCUUGAACCAGUGGCCUCCCCGGCCAAGAAGCCCAAGGUCCAGUCUGGGUCGGAGAGCGUCAUCCAGGAGUACGUGGACCUGCGUACACGCUAUAGCGAGCUGACCACGCUCACGAGUCAGUACAUCAAAUUCAUCAGCGAGACUCUGCGACGCAUGGAGGAGGAGGAGAGGCUGGCCGAGCAGCAGCGGGCAGAGGAGCGGGAGCGACUGGCAGCAGUGGAGGCCGCACUAGAGAAGCAGCGGCAGCUGGCUGAGGCUCAUGCCCAGGCCAAGGCUCAGGCAGAGCUGGAGGCACAGGAGCUACAGCGGCGUAUGCAGGAGGAGGUGGCCCGUCGGGAGGAAGCAGCGGUGGAUGCGCAGCAGCAGAAACGCAGCAUCCAGGAGGAGCUGCAGCACCUGCGGCAGAGCUCGGAGGCGGAGAUCCAGGCCAAGGCUCAGCAAGCGGAGGCUGCUGAGCGCAGCCGGCUGCGCAUCGAGGAGGAGAUCCGCGUGGUGCGGCUGCAGCUGGAAGCCACCGAGCGUCAGCGUGGUGGGGCCGAGGGCGAGCUGCAGGCUCUGCGCGCACGGGCGGAAGAGGCCGAGGCACAGAAGCGGCAGGCGCAGGAGGAGGCCGAGCGCUUGCGGAGGCAGGUGCAGGAUGAGAGCCAGCGUAAGCGGCAAGCAGAGGCUGAGUUGGCCUCCCGCGUGAAGGCUGAGGCCGAGGCGGCUCGUGAGAAGCAGCGGGCCCUGCAGGCACUGGAGGAGCUGAGGCUCCAGGCCGAGGAGGCAGAGCGGCGGCUGCGGCAGGCUGAGGCAGAGCGGGCUCGCCAAGUGCAGGUGGCCAUGGAGACGGCACAGCGCAGCGCGGAGGUGGAGCUGCAGAGCAAGCGUGCCUCCUUCGCGGAGAAGACCGCGCAGCUGGAGCGCACCCUGCAGGAGGAGCACGUGACGGUGGCACAGCUGCGGGAGGAGGCCGAGCGGCGGGCGCAGCAGCAGGCGGAGGCUGAGCGUGCCCGUGAGGAGGCCGAGCGGGAGCUGGAGCGCUGGCAGCUGAAGGCCAACGAGGCCCUGCGGCUGAGGCUGCAGGCGGAGGAGGUGGCACAGCAGAAGAGCCUGGCCCAGGCUGAGGCUGAGAAGCAGAAGGAGGAGGCAGAGCGCGAGGCACGGCGGCGGGGCAAGGCUGAGGAGCAGGCCGUGCGGCAGCGGGAGUUGGCCGAGCAGGAGCUGGAAAAGCAGCGACAGCUGGCCGAGGGCACCGCGCAGCAGCGCCUGGUUGCCGAGCAGGAGCUAAUCCGCCUGCGGGCUGAGACGGAGCAGGGUGAGCAGCAGCGGCAGCUGCUGGAGGAGGAGCUGGCCCGGCUGCAGCGCGAAGCCACCGCGGCCACGCAGAAGCGCCAGGAACUGGAGGCCGAGCUGGCCAAGGUGCGGGCAGAAAUGGAGGUGCUACUGGCCAGCAAGGCUCGAGCAGAGGAAGAGUCUCGCUCCACCAGCGAGAAGUCCAAGCAGAGGCUGGAGGCCGAGGCAGGCCGGUUCCGUGAGCUGGCCGAGGAGGCCGCCCGCCUGCGUGCCCUGGCUGAGGAGGCCAAACGGCAGCGGCAGCUGGCAGAGGAAGAUGCAGCUCGCCAGCGGGCCGAGGCCGAGCGCGUGCUCACCGAGAAGCUGGCUGCCAUCAGCGAAGCCACACGGCUUAAGACGGAGGCCGAGAUUGCCCUCAAAGAGAAGGAGGCAGAGAAUGAACGCCUGCGGCGGCUGGCAGAAGACGAGGCCUUUCAGCGGCGGAGGCUGGAGGAGCAGGCAGCGCAGCACAAGGCCGAUAUCGAGGAGCGCUUGGCCCAGCUGCGCAAGGCCUCGGAGAGCGAGCUGGAGCGGCAGAAGGGGCUGGUGGAGGACACGCUGCGGCAGCGACGGCAGGUCGAGGAGGAGAUCCUGGCGCUGAAGGUUAGCUUCGAGAAGGCAACCGCCGGCAAGGCGGAGCUGGAGCUGGAGCUGGGGCGCAUCCGCAGCAACGCGGAGGACACGCUGCGCAGCAAGGAGCAGGCCGAGCUGGAGGCCGCGCGCCAGCGGCAGCUGGCCGCCGAAGAGGAGCAGAGGCGCCGGGAGGCCGAGGAGCGGGUGCAGAAGAGCCUGGCGGCCGAGGAGGAGGCCGGCCGGCAGCGCAAGGCCGCCCUGGAGGAAGUGGAGCGGCUCAAGGCCAAGGUGGAGGAGGCCCGGCGCCUGCGGGAGCGGGCGGAACAGGAGUCUGCCCGGCAGCUGCAGCUGGCCCAGGAGGCUGCCCAGAAGCGCCUGCAGGCGGAGGAGAAGGCUCACGCUUUCGCGGUGCAGCAGCGGGAGCAGGAGCUGCAGCAGACCCUGCAGCAGGAGCAGAGCGUGCUCCAGCGGCUGCGCGGUGAGGCAGAGGCGGCCCGGCGAGCCGCCGAGGAGGCUGAAGAGGCCCGGGAGCAGGCCGAGCGUGAGGCCGCACAGUCCCGGCGGCAGGUGGAGGAAGCUGAGCGGCUGAAGCAGUCGGCGGAGGAGCAGGCACAGGCCCAGGCUCAGGCUCAGGCUGCCGCGGAGAAGCUGCGCAAGGAAGCCGAGCAGGAGGCAGCGCGGCGGGCGCAGGCAGAGCAGGCGGCGCUGCGGCAGAAGCAGGCAGCCGACGCGGAGAUGGAGAAGCACAAGAAGUUCGCUGAGCAGACGCUGCGGCAGAAGGCUCAGGUGGAGCAGGAGCUCACGACGCUGAAGCUGCAGCUGGAGGAGACCGACCACCAGAAGAGCAUCUUGGACGAGGAGCUGCAGCGGCUAAAGGCCGAGGUGACAGAGGCAGCCCGCCAGCGCAGCCAGGUGGAGGAGGAGCUCUUCUCCGUGCGCGUGCAGAUGGAGGAGCUGGGCAAACUCAAGGCACGCAUCGAAGCCGAGAAUCGUGCGCUCAUUCUGCGCGACAAGGACAACACGCAGCGCUUCCUGGAGGAGGAGGCAGAGAAGAUGAAGCAGGUGGCUGAGGAGGCCGCCCGGCUGAGUGUGGCUGCCCAGGAGGCGGCCCGGCUCCGGCAGCUGGCGGAGGAGGACUUGGCACAGCAGAGAGCUCUGGCCGAGAAGAUGCUCAAGGAGAAGAUGCAGGCAGUGCAGGAGGCCACGCGGCUCAAGGCAGAGGCAGAGCUGCUGCAGCAGCAAAAGGAGCUCGCCCAAGAGCAGGCCCGGCGGCUGCAGGAGGACAAGGAGCAAAUGGCACAGCAGUUGGAGCAGGAGACUCAGGGUUUCCAGCGGACACUGGAGGCAGAGCGGCAGCGGCAGCUGGAGAUGAGCGCAGAGGCUGAGCGCCUCAAGCUGCGCAUGGCUGAGAUGAGCCGGGCUCAGGCCCGGGCUGAGGAGGACGCCCAGCGCUUCCGGAAACAGGCCGAGGAGAUCGGGGAGAAACUGCACCUCACCGAGCUCGCCACGCAGGAGAAGGUGACGCUGGUGCAGACUCUGGAGAUCCAGCGUCAGCAGAGCGACCACGAUGCCGAGCGCCUGCGGGAGGCCAUUGCUGAGCUGGAGCGUGAGAAGGAGAAGCUCAAGCAGGAGGCCAAGUUGCUCCAGCUCAAGUCCGAGGAGAUGCAGACGGUGCAACAGGAGCAGAUGCUGCAGGAGACGCAGGCCCUGCAGCAAAGCUUCCUCUCUGAGAAGGACAGCCUGCUGCAGCGGGAACGCUUCAUUGAGCAGGAGAAGGCCAAGCUGGAGCAGCUUUUCCAGGACGAGGUGGCCAAGGCGCAGCAGCUGCGUGAGGAGCAGCGGCGGCAACAGCAGCAGAUGGAACAGGAGAAGCAGCAGCUGGUGGCCAGCAUGGAGGAGGCCCGGCGGCAGCAGCGUGAGGCGGAGGAGGGGGUGCGGCGCAAGCAAGAAGAGCUACAGCGCCUGGAGCAGCAGCGGCAGCAGCAGGAGAAACUACUAGCCGAGGAGAACCAGAGGCUGCGAGAGCGGCUUCAGCGCCUGGAGGAGGAGCACCGGGUUGCACUGGCACAUUCGGAAGAGAUUGCUGCCUCGCAGGCUGCCGCCACCAAGGCCCUGCCCAAUGGCCGGGAUGCACUCGACGGUCCAGCUGUGGAGGUGGAGCCCGAGCACACCUUCGAGGGCUUGCGGCAUAGGGUUCCAGCCCAGCAGCUCCAGGAGGCUGGCAUCCUGAGCACGGAGGAGCUGCAGCGGCUGGCGCAGGGCCACACCACGGUUGCUGAGCUCACGCAGCGGGAGGAUGUGCACCGAUACCUGCAGGGCUGCAGCAGCAUCGCCGGGCUGCUGCUGAAGCCCACCAACGAGAAGCUGAGUGUCUACACAGCCCUGCAGAGGCAGCUGCUGAGCCCCGGCACGGCUCUCAUCCUGCUCGAGGCCCAGGCAGCCUCGGGCUUUCUGCUGGACCCUGUGCGGAACCGGAGGCUGACAGUGAACGAGGCUGUGAAGGAGGGUGUCGUGGGCCCUGAGCUGCACCACAAACUCCUGUCGGCCGAGCGUGCCGUCACCGGCUACAAGGACCCCUACUCCGGGGAGCAGAUCUCCCUCUUCCAGGCCAUGCAGAAGGACCUGCUCGUCAGAGACCACGGCAUCCGCCUGCUGGAGGCCCAGAUCGCCACGGGCGGCAUCAUCGAUCCAGUACACAGUCACCGUGUGCCCUUGGACGUGGCCUACCAGCGUGGCUACUUUGACGAGGAGAUGAACCGCGUCCUGGCCGACCCCAGCGACGACACCAAGGGCUUCUUCGACCCCAACACCCACGAGAACCUGACGUACGUGCAGCUGCUGGAGCGCUGCGUGGAGGACCCCGAGACGGGCCUGCGCCUCCUGCCGCUCACUGAUAAGGCUGCCAAGGGUGGCGAGCUGGUUUACACAGACUCAGAGGCCCGGGACGUCUUUGAGAAGGCCACCGUAUCCGCACCCUUUGGCAAGUUCCAGGGCAAGACGGUGACCAUCUGGGAGAUCAUCAACUCGGAGUACUUCACGGCAGAGCAGCGGCGGGACCUGCUGCGGCAGUUCCGCACGGGCCGCAUCACAGUAGAGAAGAUUAUCAAGAUUGUCAUCACCGUGGUGGAGGAGCACGAGCAGAAGAGCCAGCUCUGCUUCGAGGGCCUGCGCACCCUGGUGCCCGCAGCUGAGCUGCUGGACAGUGGGAUCAUUGACCGCAACCUCUACCAGCAGCUGCAGCGAGGCGAGCGCUCGGUGCGAGAGGUGGCUGAGGUGGACACAGUGAGGCGGGCCCUGCGGGGAGCCAACGUCAUCGCGGGAGUGUGGCUGGAAGAGGCGGGGCAGAGACUGAGCAUCUAUGAGGCCUUGAAGAAAGACCUGUUGCAGCCAGAUGUGGCUGUGGCCCUGCUGGAGGCCCAGGCCAGCACCGGGCACAUCAUUGACCCCACCACUAGUGCCCGGCUGACUGUUGAUGAGGCAGUGCGUGCUGGCCUGGUGGGCCCUGAGCUGCAUGAGAAACUGCUGUCAGCUGAAAAGGCUGUGACGGGAUACAGGGACCCCUACUCAGGGCAGAGUGUCUCCCUGUUCCAGGCCCUGAAGAAGGGCCUCAUCCCCCGAGAGCAGGGCCUGCGCCUGCUGGACGCCCAGCUGUCCACAGGUGGCAUCAUAGAUCCCAGCAAGAGCCAUCGUGUGCCCCUAGAUGUUGCCUAUGCCCGGGGCUACCUGGAUGAGGAGACCAGCAGGGCCCUGUCCGCACCUAGGGACGAUGCUAGGGUUUAUCUCGACCCCAGCACACAGGAACCAGUCACUUACAGCCAGCUCCAGCAGCGAUGCCGGCCUGACCAGCUGACCGGGCUCAGUCUUCUGCCGGUCUCAGAAAAGGUCGCCCGGGCCCGGCAGGAGGAGGUCUACUCAGAGCUCCAGGCCCGUGAGAACUUCGAGAAGGCCACAGUCGAGGUCCCUGUGGGCAGCUUCAAGGGCCGGGCAGUGACCGUGUGGGAGCUCAUCAGCUCUGAGUACUUCACAGAGGAACAGCGGCAGGAGCUGCUCAGGCAGUUCCGCACGGGCAAGGUCACUGUGGAGAAAGUCAUCAAAAUCCUCAUCACCAUUGUUGAGGAGGUGGAGACCCAGCGGCAGGAGCGGCUGUCCUUCAGUGGCCUCCGUGCCCCCGUGCCGGCCAGUGAGCUCCUGGCUGCUGGGGUCCUCAGCAGAACCCAGUUUGAGCAGCUCAAGGAUGGCAGGACUUCAGUCAAGGACCUGUCAGAGGUGAGCUCUGUGCGGACGCUGCUGCAGGGCAGUGGCUGCCUGGCUGGCAUCUACCUGGAGGACUCCAAGGAGAAGGUGACCAUUUAUGAGGCCAUGCGCCGGGGCCUGCUCAGACCCAGCACGGCCACACUCCUGCUGGAGGCCCAGGCGGCCACUGGUUUUCUGGUGGACCCUGUGCGUAACCAGCGUCUGUAUGUCCAUGAGGCUGUGAAGGCAGGAGUUGUGGGCCCUGAGCUACAUGAGAAACUUCUGUCAGCAGAGAAAGCUGUCACCGGCUACAAGGACCCCUACUCGGGCACCACCAUCUCACUCUUCCAGGCCAUGAAGAAAGGCCUGGUCCUCAGGGACCAUGCCAUCCGCCUGCUGGAGGCCCAGAUUGCCACGGGCGGCAUCAUCGAUCCAGUACACAGUCACCGCCUGCCCGUGGAUGUGGCCUACCAGCGUGGCUACUUCGAUGAAGAAAUGAACCGUGUCCUGGCCGACCCCAGCGACGACACCAAGGGCUUCUUCGACCCCAACACCCACGAGAACCUGACGUACCUGCAGCUGCUGGAGCGCUGCGUGGAGGACCCCGAGACCGGCCUGCGCCUCCUGCCCCUAAAAGGGGCGGAGAAGGCAGAGGUGAUGGAGACCACGCAGGUGUAUACUGAAGAGGAGACUCGGAGGGCCUUCCAGGAAACGCAGAUUGACAUCCCUGGAGGCGGCAGCCACGGUGGCUCUACCAUGUCCUUGUGGGAGGUGAUGCAGUCGGACCUGAUCCCUGAGGACCAGCGGGCCCGGCUGAUGGCUGACUUCCAGGCUGGCCGGGUGACCAAGGAGCGUAUGAUUAUCAUCAUCAUCGAGAUCAUCGAGAAGACCGAGAUCAUCCGCCAGCAGAACCUGUCGUCCUACGACUAUGUGCGCCGUCGUCUGACGGCUGAGGACCUGUACGAGGCUCGGAUCAUCUCCCUGGAGACCUACAACCUGCUCCGGGAGGGCACCAAGAACCUCCGCGAGGUCCUGGAGGCAGAGUCUGCCUGGCGCUACCUCUAUGGCACGGGCUCGGUGGCUGGCGUCUACCUGCCCGGCUCCAGGCAGACCCUGACCAUCUACCAGGCCCUCAAGAAGGGGCUGCUGAGUGUCGAGGUGGCCCGCUUGCUGCUUGAGGCACAGGCGGCCACAGGCUUCCUGCUGGACCCGGUGAAGGGUGAGAGACUGACUGUGGACGAGGCCGUGCGGAAGGGCCUAGUGGGCCCAGAGCUGCAUGAUCGCUUGCUCUCCGCGGAGCGGGCUGUUACUGGCUACCGUGACCCCUACACCGAGCAGACCAUCUCGCUCUUCCAAGCCAUGAAGAAGGAGCUGAUCCCUGCUGAGGAGGCCCUGCGGCUGCUGGAUGCCCAGCUGGCCACAGGAGGCAUCGUGGAUCCCCGCCUGGGCUUCCAUCUCCCUCUCGAGGUCGCUUACCAACGUGGCUACCUCAACAAGGACACGUACGACCAGCUGUCGGAGCCCAGUGAGGUACGCAGCUACACGGACCCCUCCAGCGAUGAGCGCCUCAGCUACACCCAGCUGCUCAAGCGGUGCCGCCGGGAUGAGGGCAGUGGCCAGAUGCUCCUGCCGCUCUCAGACGCACGCAAGCUGACCUUCCGCGGCCUUCGCAAGCAGAUCACCGUGGAGGAGCUGGUGCGCUCUCAGGUCAUGGACGAGGCCACAGCGCUGCAGCUGCAGGAGGGCCUGACCUCUAUCGAGGAGGUCACCAAGAGCCUGCAGAAGUUCCUGGAGGGCACCAGCUGCAUCGCUGGCGUCUUUGUCGAUGCCACCAAGGAGCGGCUCUCCGUGUACCAGGCCAUGAAAAAAGGUAUCAUCCGCCCCGGCACGGCCUUCGAGCUCUUGGAGGCACAGGCGGCCACCGGCUACGUCAUCGACCCCAUUAAGGGACUCAAGCUGACUGUGGAGGAGGCCGUGCGUAUGGGCAUCGUGGGCCCCGAGUUCAAGGACAAGCUGCUGUCAGCCGAGCGGGCUGUCACUGGCUACAAGGACCCCUACUCCGGGAAGCUCAUCUCCCUCUUCCAAGCCAUGAAGAAGGGCCUGAUUCUGAAGGACCACGGCAUCCGCCUGCUGGAGGCCCAGAUCGCCACGGGCGGCAUCAUUGACCCCGAGGAGAGCCACCGGCUGCCCGUGGAGGUAGCCUACAAGCGUGGCCUCUUUGACGAGGAGAUGAACGAGAUCCUGACCGACCCCUCGGAUGACACCAAGGGCUUCUUCGACCCCAACACAGAGGAGAACCUCACCUACUUGCAGCUGAUGGAGCGCUGCAUCACUGACCCCCAGACCGGCCUGUGCCUCUUGCCGCUGAAGGAGAGGAAGCGGGAACGGAAGACCUCCUCCAAGUCCUCAGUACGCAAGCGCCGUGUGGUGAUUGUGGACCCUGAGACGGGCAAGGAGAUGUCGGUGUACGAGGCCUAUCGCAAGGGCCUCAUCGACCACCAGACGUACCUGGAACUGUCCGAGCAGGAGUGCGAGUGGGAGGAGAUCACCAUCUCCUCCUCGGACGGCGUGGUCAAAUCCAUGAUCAUCGACCGCCGCUCAGGCCGCCAGUACGACAUUGACGACGCCAUCUCUAAGAACCUCAUCGACCGCUCGGCCCUGGACCAGUACCGUGCUGGCACACUCUCCAUCACCGAGUUUGCCGACAUGCUCUCCGGCAACGCUGGCGGCUUCCGCUCCCGCUCCUCCUCCGUGGGCUCAUCUUCCUCCUACCCCAUCAGCCCCGCCGUCUCCAGGACCACGCUGACCUCCUGGUCUGACCCCACCGAGGAGACAGGCCCGGUGGCCGGCAUCCUGGACACUGAGACACUGGAGAAGGUGUCCAUUACGGAGGCCAUGCACCGCAACCUGGUGGACAACAUCACCGGGCAGCGGCUACUGGAGGCGCAGGCCUGCACCGGGGGCAUCAUCGACCCCAGCACUGGCGAGCGCUUCCCGGUCACUGAGGCUGUCAACAAGGGCCUGGUGGACAAGAUCAUGGUGGACCGCAUCAACCUGGCCCAGAAGGCCUUCUGUGGCUUCGAGGACCCGCGCACCAAGACCAAGAUGUCGGCCGCCCAGGCUCUGAAGAAGGGUUGGCUGUACUACGAGGCGGGCCAGCGCUUCCUGGAGGUGCAGUACCUGACGGGUGGCCUGAUUGAGCCCGACACGCCAGGCCGCGUGCCCCUUGACGAGGCCCUUCAGCGUGGCACAGUGGAUGCCCGCACAGCCCAGAAGCUGCGUGAUGUCAGCGCCUACUCCAAGUACCUCACCUGCCCCAAGACCAAGCUCAAGAUCUCCUAUAAGGACGCUCUAGACCGCAGCAUGGUGGAGGAGGGCACGGGGCUGCGGCUGCUGGAGGCCGCUGCCCAGUCCAGCAAGGGCUACUACAGCCCCUACAGCGUCAGCGGCUCCGGCUCCACCGCAGGCUCACGCACUGGCUCGCGCACCGGCUCCCGGGCCGGCUCCCGCCGUGGCAGCUUUGAUGCCACUGGCUCCGGCUUCUCCAUGACCUUCUCUUCCUCCUCCUACUCUUCCUCGGGCUACGGCCGCCGCUAUGCCUCAGGGACCUCGAGCUCCCUAGGUGGCCCUGAGUCUGCAGUGGCCUGACCCCCUGCCUGUACCCUGCCUUCCCGCUCUGCAUGUGGCCAGGCUCCCUGCCGAGGCACUGGGGUCUUUCUUUAACACGUAAAGGUGUCUUCCUCCCAAGUGGUGCCUAAAGUUUAACCAAAAAGACCAGACUAACAUAUACACAUAUAUAUAUAAUAUGUAUAUUAUAUAUAUAUAUAUAAAUACACAUGCUGUCCAGACAGCCUGUGUCUUGGGGGAUGGGGCUGGUCCAGCUCCACUGACCAUCUCACCCCCCUCGGGUCUCCCCACUCCCUUCUACCUGCCACUCACCGUAGCCAGGUGCCUUGGAGGGCCCAGAGCUGGCUCCCAGCCCACCCCUCCUGUCUUCCCUGGAAGGGUUCUGUCUGUGCAGGGCCCCUAGUCCUGUAAACUGACCCCACUGGAGGACACCCACCUGCCAGUCCUUGCUGCUGAGGUGAGCUGGGGUCAGGACCUCGGUCCUCUCAGGGUUUUCACCCUGGGCUAGCGUCUUCUCCCCAGCUUGUUUCCCGGACUGGCUUGCUUGCUCAGUGGGUCUUGCUGGCAAGGGAAGGGUCCCAGGUCGACCAUCUCUCUUAACCUGCCCAGAGAAGCUGCUUCUCCAUGGGAAGAUAGGGUCCAGACUGCAGAGGCAGCAGCCUGGGCUUGGCUCAGCCCCUUGCCCAGCUCCUGCAGCUGCUGUCGGAGCUCUGCUUCGUAGCUCACUGCCCGGUCCCGACACGCCCUCUCCCAAGACCCCAGCCUCUGGCUUCAGCCUUCAGCCUUCAGCCUCAGCUCUCCUUGUAAGUGCCUUCUGUGUUCUCCCUCGUACCCAGGCCCCGAGGAUCCAGAGCCAGAGUGGGAGAUAGACGUUCUGGCUGGGCAGUGCUGGGGGGUGGUCUUGGGUCCUGCAGAUCUGUCCUCCCCCAUGAGCCCAAAUGACACCUCAAGCCUGGGUGCUGCCUGCCCACCUUGCUUCCAGGGAGCCCCCAGCCUCUCUGUGGCCCAGGGAUGCUGGCUAGCCUGCCUGUGUUGAUGCAGGCACCUAGCCACCCUCCUCCUGUCCAGCCACCCCCCGGCCUUGGUAGCUCCCAUCCCUGACUCCACCCUCUGAGCAAGCUUUGCAUGUUCCACUAACCUGGGCUGGCGGCAAGUGGAGGUGCCAGGCAGAACACUAACCUGACCAUGGGCGGGGCCUCGUGGCGUCUGCCCCCAAAUAAAAGCAAUUCCAACCUU
This is a messenger RNA of Castor canadensis (American beaver), 15470 nucleotides long. It is a transcript of the gene Plec, whose product is annotated as plectin. NCBI's taxonomy places the organism in Eukaryota, Metazoa, Chordata, Mammalia, Rodentia, Castoridae. Gene Ontology annotation, biological process: intermediate filament cytoskeleton organization; hemidesmosome assembly; wound healing. Gene Ontology annotation, cellular component: cytoplasm; hemidesmosome; focal adhesion. Gene Ontology annotation, molecular function: ankyrin binding; cadherin binding; structural constituent of muscle. The record is from RefSeq and is a predicted model, not a curated record.